Anopheles bellator is the source of this 1172-nucleotide messenger RNA. RefSeq names its product cytochrome c oxidase assembly factor 7 homolog (gene Coa7). Gene Ontology annotation, cellular component: mitochondrial intermembrane space. Gene Ontology annotation, molecular function: protein binding. NCBI's taxonomy places the organism in Eukaryota, Metazoa, Arthropoda, Insecta, Diptera, Culicidae. The record is from RefSeq and is a predicted model, not a curated record. The transcript has 2 exons. The coding region runs from base 115 to 945 and encodes 276 amino acids.
AUUUUGCAUCCAUCGAAACGUUACGUGAGACGAGGGCAAAAAGAAGACGAGGUUGGAGCGAGAGUUUGACCACUUCGUACGGUUCCGGAGCGCACCGGCCACAGCCUGCCUGCGAUGUCGUCGUUCGACCUGAAGAAUGAAAGCGACGUGAAGGAGUACCUGGAGAACCUUGGCGUAGAGUAUCGGUUCGGAUGUUACUCGGAGAAAAAACCGGAAGUCUGCCACCUGCUCGGUGAUUAUCUCGAGGGCAUUCGGAAAGACUUCGAAAAGGCCGCCAAAGUGUACCGAUCGAACUGUGACGACUACAACUACGGCAAGAGCUGCCUCAAGUACGGCAACUACAGCUUUCUGGGCAAGGGGCGCGCCUCGGAGAAGGGUGAUCCGGCGAAGGCGUACAGUUACUACGAGAAGGGCUGCACACUGAACGAUCCGGACGCCUGCUUGCACAGUGGGCUGCUGCUGGUGUCAAAGCUGAUGCCGAAGGAGAUCCCGCGGGACGUGUCGAAGGGAUUCGAGCUGCUAAAGAAGAGCUGCCAGAUGAACAAUGCCGGCGCAUGCUUCUACCUGUCCGGGAUGUACAUCUCUGGCGUGCUGAAGGACGAAACGAAACGAGAACCGACCGCCGCGGCGUCACACGCCGACGAGACGGCGGCGACGGCGACGGCGAAAGCCAAUGAGAGUCAGCCUCCUGCCACGAACCGGCUUCCGGCCAGCGCGUACGUCGUCGAGCGGGACAUGGAGAAAGCGUUCGAGUUCGCGUACAAGGCGUGCGAGCUGCGCAAUAUGUACGCCUGUGCCAACCUCAGCCAGAUGUACGCCAAGGGCGACGGGACGGCUCGGGACGAGAAGAAGGCGGAAAAGUUCAAACAAUUGGCCCUCGAGAUGCAGGACGAGGUGAAGAAGCAACAGCAGCUCACAUUCCAACAGGGUCUCAACCCGACGUAAAGUGACUGACGCAUCCGUGCGCCUCGGCAAGAGCCAUUUAGAGUUUGUUACUGUUUGCCCACGCCCGUCGUCCCCGGUGGCCGUAGCAAAAGCUUUUCGUUGCCCUUUAGAGUGAGUUAGUGUUUUAGUUUUCGCGUGAAAGUUUGUACAGAGACAGAGAGAGCGAGAGAAAGACCACAGAACCAGCUGGAAGAGCGGAAUAAAUGUUGUUUCGUUGUGACAAAGCA